Messenger RNA from Arachis stenosperma, 654 nucleotides. RefSeq lists its product as uncharacterized. NCBI's taxonomy places the organism in Eukaryota, Viridiplantae, Streptophyta, Magnoliopsida, Fabales, Fabaceae. The transcript is spliced from 4 exons. The coding region runs from base 1 to 654 and encodes 217 amino acids. The record is from RefSeq and is a predicted model, not a curated record.
AUGACUAACAAAGCAGCAAAGAAUUUUGCAUUUUUUAUUUCUCCUGCUAUUUUUGUCGUACAAGUUUUGUAUGAGUCUUUUCCAUUUCCAUUUACGAAAGCUUGGAAUAACGGGGUCCCUGAUGUUGUUAAAAGUUUGAUAAAGGUACAUAUGGAUGCUCUUCUCUUCAAUAAGAAAACUUUUGGUAAUGUGUUUGUCAAAAAGAAGGAGUUGGAGAGGCAAUUGAAUGAUAUUCAGAUUUCUCUUGAGUGUAUGGAGGAUUUGGGGUCGAGGGCAAAAGAACAAGGACCAGAUGGUUUUCAGACCCUGUUUUAUAAGGAGUUUUGGAACUCUCUAUGCUAUGAUGUGUGGGGGGUUAGACCCUUUCUGUCAAAGAUCAUUGGCCCGCUUCAUGGUGGUUUUAUCCCGGAAAGAGGUACUACAGAGAACAUCAUCAUUGUGGAGGAAAUUAUGAGUUUCAUGAAGAACACUACGUAUAGGAAAGGGACCAUGAUCUUUAAGAUUGACUUGGAGAAGGCAUAUGACAGGGUAGACUGGAGAUUUCUUGAAGCAAUUUUGGUUUGGUUUGGCUUUCCGAGGGCUACUAUUCAUCUUAUUAUGGCUUGUGUGACGUCAUCUUCUUUAUCUGUUUUGUGGAACGACGAGAAACUUUAG